UAUUAACCACUUAUUUAAUCUUCUGUGAAGAGAAAAAACGUUUGAUUAAAAAAAGAUACAAAAAAAUAAGAUCGGAUAAACUUAUUUUCUGUGUAUAUUUUUCUAUAAAAAAAUUUCCUUGUUAUGAUUUCUUAUAGAUACCCAUACCCAGGGUACUGUAAGUUAGGAGCAAUUUGUUUUUUUAAGUACUUUCUAUAAGAUAUUUUUCUCGCCAAGCAAAUAUUUAUAAAUAGAUUUGGCAGCAUAUAAUAUUAUAGUCUUCCAUCAGACCCCUUAUGCAGAAAUAAAGCACUAUAAAAGCUACUUAUAAAUCAAAAUUGCUGUCUACAGAGGCCAUUAUAAGGCAUUAUUAUAAAAAACUGUAUACAGCCUUCAAAUAAUACCUUUAUAGAGUAAUAAAGCUCCUUAGACAGUAAUUAUACAAUUUUAAAAGUGCUAACAGUAAUAACUAACCUAAAUUUAUUAAUAUUUAACGGCGUGUUUCUAAAGUAAACAAGUAAAUAGUUUAUUAACUUUUUGAAUUGUUAAGAAAAAAUGUUUAAAAUUGUGGAGACCAUCGAAGAAGGGUAAAAAACAGUUAACAAUUGUUCCUUCAAACUGGGAAAAUAAGGGCGUACUGUACUGGCCCAAAAGUGAGACAGAAAAAUUAAUAGAAGAUGGUAACUCAUACCCAGAAGAUAACUGGCUGGUUUUAAAAUGCAAGAUGAAAAGAAAUUAUUUAAUAAACAAACUAAUUGCCGAAGAGGAGCUAGUAAGGAUGCUUGAAACAGAUGAAACGGAACAGAAGGAAGGAGCAACAAUAGAUACUCUCAAGCUUAAACCUGCUAAACCUAUUAAAAUGACGAAAUAAAAAAAGACGUGAACAACCAAGAAAUUAUACUCCAAAAAAUUGCCAAAAUUGAGGUAACGUUUGACGAUUUUUUAAAAUCCUUUGGGGAAAAGUCACGGGUUACAUCUUCAAAAGAAGGGAUAAACGUUGUAAUUCGAGCUGAUGAGCCUUUUGAGCCAGUUAACACACUUGAAGAUCUUCGUAAAUUGGAAGAAAAAUUAUCUGAUCAAAUUAUUUUUGAUGAAUGUAUGGCAAAAAUGCGCUUUGUCUGUGGUCGAAACCCACAUGGAAGAAAUAAGGCAAUAGACAAUUGCUAUAUUUUAAUUGACAGGUUUUUUACAAGAUCCUUUAUGACAAAGUGUUCAUAGGCAGGCGGCUCUAGACAAAAUAACAUGGAAAAGAUCCCAUUUAAAAUUUACAAAAACAUUAUUAACCUGUUAUUCCAAAUAAUAUAUUUAUCAGAUGACACAUUUAAUAUGAAUGAAUGUGAAUUUUUUUUUUUUAAAUAUAAUCAAAAACUCGACAAGAAGAAAUGAGGCUGAUGGCAAAACAAUAUGUCGGCAAUGUAGAAGCAAAAAUCGACCAAAAAAAAUGGACUGUAAAGCAAAAGAAAGGAAAAACUCGGAAGGACAAACGCCGACCGAAGAACAACCGACAAUGCUCGAAGAACAACAACUGACGCCGACUGAUGAGCAACACUGCGUCGUAGUGGAAAAUGUAGGAAACGAAGAAAAUGUUGGAAACAGUGAUUAGUUAUCUGAGUUGUUAAUAAAAAGUGUCUUGAAAAAAGUGUUUUAUUGCUACGUAAUAUUUAUUACAAAGUAUGAAUUAAUGGAAUAAAAAUUACUUCAUUUUUCUUAUUGCUAGAUACUGCAACCAUUUUACAUUUUAUAUUACUUAUACAGCAAACAUGUGGGUUAAAUUCUGUACAGGUAGAUUUAUAUAUGUUUAAAAAAGAAGACCUGAUUGGUGUUUCAAAAAAGUUUUCAGUUUUUUUUUAACGCAUAACCAUAUAUACAUAUUUCACUACUUUGCACUCUGUUUGCGUAUCGCAUUUGCACUAUUUCAUUUUUAGUUGUUAAGAACCAUUGAUAAGGUGUUUGAUAUGUUAGAGUAAAGGUAGGUAAAACUACUUUUAAAAAAUUUUCUUCUGAAUUUUGAUUUUUUAAAUUUGGAAAGGAUUUUUUUUUUCUGUAAUUGACCAUGUUUCGACUUGAGUAAUUUCACUUAAUCUUUUAGCAGCUUGAGCAAGUGGAACAUUUCCAUUUCUUAAUAGGUUUUUUAUUUGAUAUAAUCUAUUUUCAAAUGGGUAUGCAUUAAAAGUUGAAAACUUUCCGAAUUUUGAAAUUUCAUCAACUACAUAUGUAAGGUUAUGAACGUUGCUAGUAAUGUAAUCAACACCAUAAAAGUCUCCAUAAUAUUCGACAUAAUUAUUGAAAAGUGCAUCAGCUAUGUUUAGAUUUUUAGAACUUUGCACACAGUAUACACACACACCAUUAAUUUCCCUGUGGCACAUAAAUCAAAAUGGCGAAAACCAUUAAAAUCUUAUUACUUUCCUGCAACUUUAAUAAGACUGCUUUUUAAAAUGCCCUAACAGUCCCUAAAACACUAUUUUGUGUUUUAAAUACUCUUUACGAAACGCUUUUAAGUCUUGCAACUUUUUUUAUGAAAUACUUGCCCUGCAAAGCUUUUUUAAAUAACCUUUUAAACUUAUACAUGUAAUCUAAAGUAAUACUUAUAAAACAGCAUCUACUUUCUUUAUUAAGCUUGUAUAAAUAUAUUUAGGAGCUUCUACAAGCAAACUAUAAGAUACAAUUGCUUACAGAGGCGGUUUUCCUUAUAGUGGAGGCAGUAUAAAUAUUCUUACAGCAAGUAGCAUUAUAGCUAUAAAUCAGCUUUAUAAAAAAGUCGUAAGAAUAUUCUAAGAGCAAUCGUUAAAGGCUGUUUUUCCCUCGGAGAUAAAUUUGCCUUAUCAAAAACUUUUAUAGCGCAAAAAUGGCAAUUCGAAACCUUUAAAAAACCUUUAUAAAUAAAAACUAGCUUUUAAGCUGUUAGUAAUAAGAGAACUUUGUUAGUUGGGCGCCUGGCAAUAAACCGACGCAAUCCUGAUACCGCAGUAAACAUCUGCGGUGGUUUAGCAACCUGUCAGGCGCAACUUGUCAGGCGCGUCUCCAGGUGGCAGAUAGCAGAACGGCCGGAAAACCAGAAAUGGUUCCGGUUAACGGUGACUAUAAGGGAAGCCAACGGGCCUACCUCCGUCCGGGCCAACUGAAGGUCAUCGUCGCGGACCAGCUAUAUACCGUAAACCGUCCAUUCGGCCCAACGACCCCCAUGAUCCUGAAAGGGAGCGUGGGGUACGUGCUCAUGAACGGCACGAGGGUCUGGGCUUAACCAUCCGGACCGCGUGGUGAGAACACCCCCUCUUAAAAUCUCCUAAUUCUUAGGGUAUGGCGCGCGCCAAGGGAUGCAAGACUGGGGGGAAGCCCAGUCACUAGCGGCCAACCCUGGGGAACAAGACGCACCCCAUUGUAUACAGCCUUACUCCUGCAUGCGGGGCUCUGCAGGGGUGGACCACCCUUUCCCUAGCUACUCGUGGGAACAUCUAUGAUGGACCAAGAUACCCAAAAUACCAAAGAAGGGGGCCAAGGGCAACCUUUGCCAGCAAUGGCGGGACCUAAAGGAACCGCUGUUGAGAAGUCAACGGCGGGAAGGCGAAGAAACCGCCGCUUGAAAGCCAAAGAGGGACCUGCUGGGAGGAAACGACCGUCGGGGGCUCAAAGACGAAAAGCCAAACUGUUGGCGGCCAAGGAAAGGGGGGGGACGGGGCCCAAAGAGGCACUGACACCCACCCAGACCAAGGCCAAUACGAGCGAGACGCAAAAACGACAUCGCUCGGAGGGAGAAACUCCGCAGGAGUCAAAAAGACCCAGGAAGAAGCCCAGGGGCCCAAGACGGGAACCAGGGCUGUCCUAUCGGGAUGCUGCGGCGCAACAGCAGGCAAACACCCUAAAGGGCUGGCUGCUCAACAAAACGCUCGCUCUGCAGAGCGGAUCGCAAAUUGCGCCCAAGUUUGCAGGCGUAAGCCAGGGUGGAGGAAUCCUUCACAUCACCUGUGUCGACGAGUCAACUAAAAAUUGGCUCGUCGAACUGGUGCAGAAGGAAACUCCCUGGGAAGGAGCUGAACUCCAGAUAACGGAGGACGGCAAACUUCCCAGACCGGUGAAGGCAAUAACCUGGGUGCCGGGACCUACUGAGGAACCGAAAGCACUCCUACACAAGCUGGAUGUUCAAAACAACAUCAACACCAGCUUGUGGAAAGUGCUCGAUAUGAGGAAGGACCAGGACGACAAGGGUUGCCUGGUAACGCUCCUCAUGGACGAGAAAUCCUGGGCCAAAGUAAGGGGAGCGAAUCAAUCGCUAUACCUCAACUUUGGCAGCAUAAAGAUCAGACUCUCGGCCAGCAGCCAAGAGAAAGAGAAGAGGGACCAGGCAACCCCUAUGGAAAUAGAGGGAUUGCCGGGAACCUCUUCUUCCUAAAAUCGCUCUCCGCAAUGGGUGUGAGGCUGAUACAAAUAAACCUCCACCACUGCAAAGCAGCUACUGCGGCCUUACAAAAAUGCAUAGCCGACAAUAAUAUUCAGAUAGCCCAGAUUCAGGAACCUUAUACUUAUAGGGGCUAGAUAAGGGGACUAGGAAACCUCAACUAGUGUCAGACCCAAAAGAGGGACCUAACCUAAGAAGCUGUAUCUUUAUAAGAAAAGAUAUAGAGGCCACACCGCUGUGGGAGUUUUGUGACAGGGACACAGCGGCGGUCAAAGUGCAAAUCAAAACAGCGGAGAGGAGCUACGAUACAAUAAUAGUAUCAGCAUACUUUCCGCACGAUCAACAAGGGGAACCACCUCCGACAACAGUUCGGAGGUUGAUAGACCAUCAAAGAUUGGAUAACCUUAUAAUAGGCUGUGACGCCAAUGUUGUUGAUGUCUCUGGCAUUUUCUCAUAAUAUUCCGACUCUACAAAACAAAACCAAAAUUCGUAGUCGCCCGUUAUUCGUUAGUAGACACUGGAAGGUCAUAAUGAAAUUUCAUAAUUUGUUAUUCAAAAUAAAAUUUAAAAGAUAUUCAAAUAGCUAGGUAACAAUUUAAAUUAAUCGUGCAUAAAGUUUUAAAUGCAUUUCUGCCUUAAAACUGGUAUAAUUUUUAUUGCGCUUUUAUAGCUCGAUAUAGCGCAUAUCGGAUCAUACAAACUUUGAAAAGCCUACUUAACCUUAUAACUUUCAAAAAUCAUAUUAAAAUAAGUAUACUUACUGUCCUCUACUUUUAUGUAUUGAUAACAUCCACCAACGCCUUUGACAUCUUAAUUUUUUUUUCUUUCGUAAAUUUUAAGCACAAGUCAAUACAAUAAUGCAGCAAUACCGGCGGCUAAAGUUUGAGCUUCCAUUUUACUUCACCUAGAUUUAAAACUUAUAUAAAUUUAAAAAGAAAUAAUAUAAAUUUGAUGCGCCAGAGCAAACGUUGGAACCAAUAUGUGUCCAAUGUUUCAACUGAAAAGUUCGUAGCAUCGUGUGGGAGGUACACUGGCAAAACGCCAUGUGUCGAACGUUGUAUCAAACGUUGGACCUAACGUUUGCCACAUCGUCUGGGAGCGGCUUAAAGCGGAGAACACAUAUACGCGAUCACGACCACGAUCACGAUCACGAUGGCGAUCAGACGCGUCCAAAGUAAAGAAAUGUAGCCGCACAUACUUGUCAUGAUGAUUGAUUUCACGGAAGAAUUUAUUGAACAUGUAAAGAAACAUGAUGUUUUAUUCGAUAUGGCACAUCGUGAUUAUAAGAAUGUUCGUAUUAAAAAUAAAGUAUGGGACGACAUUGCCAAGGAUAUGGGAAAUCAUCAUACUGGCGACGAUUUAAAGAAGCGCUGGAAAAAUUUAAAGGAUUGUUUCUCAAAACACUUACGCUCCGAGAAAACCCGAACUGGACAAGCAGCUAAGUCGAUCUCUCGCUAUAAAGCCUGGCCUUGGGCACAGCAUAUGGAAAGUUUUCGACCUUUCUUACAAUUUGCUGUAACAGAUUCUAAUAUUGCUGAUACCAACAUAGGAGUAAGUGAAGAAAUUGAAGCAUCUGACGUUCAAAAUAAAGCUACACAAAUGACUGAAAACAUACUAAGCGAAGCAAGUACUGACCAAGAAACAUCGAAGCAAAUUUCAUGUCAUAAUCGAAGACCAGAGAAAAAAAGAAAAUCGAUGGAACUUCCAGCACCCAACAAUUCAUCAUCUGCUGAUAAAGUUAUUAAGUACUUAAAUGAAAGGCACUCUGACAUCAAAAGUAACUGCAACAGCAUAGAUCUAACAUUUCAAGGAUAUGCUGCAAGCGUGAAGAGACUAUCGAAUCGACGGCAGACUAAUUAAAUUUAAAUAUGCUAAAUUAAUUAUGGAAGAAGAACUCGCACAGGAGGCGGAAGCUCAGGAGCAAAGCCGGCCAGGGACAAGUUAUUCAAGGGCUUCCGCUUCUUCAUCUUACGAAAUGGAUUUGCGAUCUCCAUUUGACAAUGAAUCUUCCUAUCACGAAUUAUCAAACUCAAGCAAUCUACCUGGAAGUUCUAAUGACCUGAAUUCUUCCGGUGCAACUUGGUAUGAGGAUCUGUGUAAAACCACCAUCUAACUCCAUAAAAUGUGUUUUUUUCUUUAAUUUCUUUAUAUUACUUUGGAACAAUAAACUUGCUUACAAAAUGUUUAUGACUUACCUUAAUGUGACGGCUAAUCGUUCUGUUGCGCCAAUCGGUUCUCUAAAUGUAGUUUCUUGUUUUGUAAUAUCGUCCUUGAUAAGAUUUAUUAUUUUAUCAAAACAUUCAAAAUUCAUUUUAAAGUAAGUAUAGAAUCGAUUUUCGUCUCUACGGAGCUCAGGAUAUAACCUAUGAAAUUCGCCUUCGUCCUUACGUUUUUUAUUAAUCUCGUGUACCCAAACGUUUCGUCUUUUUAUCCUAAAAAAACAGAAUAACCUAAGUGGAUUCUUGUCUAAUGGACGAGAAGUAAUUAGACAAUCUGAGAUUACCUUCGCCUAUCAUUAUUGCAAUUUUCAUCUUCAUCCAAUAAUAUUGCAAGUAGUGCCUCUUCCUCAAAAUCCUCCAUUGACACUUUUAACCCGCCCUCAGAUUUAAAAUAAGCUGUUUAUGUAUGCGUGCACUUCGACUGAGCCUAAUCGCGAUCGCGGAUAUGUGUCCACCCCUUCUGAACGCAAGGAUCGCCAUCGCGAUCGUGGUCGUGAUCGCGUAUAUGUGUUCUCCGCUUAACAGGGUCGAACGACGCGAUCGAAAAGGAGUCAGCGAAGCACACGCGUAACCUUUUAAUUUUAUUUUGUUAUCUCUCGCAAAUUUCACUAGUUAAGUCCUUACACUUUGUAAAUAAAAGGAAAAAUAAAUCUCGCUUUUGAACGUA
This is a messenger RNA of Anthonomus grandis grandis, 7258 nucleotides long. RefSeq lists its product as uncharacterized. NCBI's taxonomy places the organism in Eukaryota, Metazoa, Arthropoda, Insecta, Coleoptera, Curculionidae. The transcript is spliced from 2 exons. The record is from RefSeq and is a predicted model, not a curated record. Bases 3434 to 4366 code for a protein of 310 amino acids.